Messenger RNA from Euleptes europaea (tarantolino), 3047 nucleotides. It is a transcript of the gene PHC3, whose product is annotated as polyhomeotic homolog 3. The transcript has 16 exons. The record is from RefSeq and is a predicted model, not a curated record. The coding region runs from base 37 to 3009 and encodes 990 amino acids. Lineage: Eukaryota; Metazoa; Chordata; Lepidosauria; Squamata; Sphaerodactylidae. Gene Ontology annotation, cellular component: nucleus; PRC1 complex. Gene Ontology annotation, molecular function: zinc ion binding; protein binding.
GUGGUGGCGGUUGGGUGGGGGGAUUAUUCCAUAGCUAUGGAGAAUGAACCAAGCACAGCAGUAUCUUCCACGUGCACAACCACCAUCACUACUACGUCAUCCCCUUCUCGUACACAGCCGCCUCAGAUAUCUGUCUAUAGUGGCGCAGAUCGACAUGCUGUGCAGGUUAUUCAGCAGGCCUUGCAUCGUCCCCCUAGUUCUGCGGCGCAGUACCUGCAGCAGAUGUACGCCGCUCAGCAGCAGCACCUGAUGCUACAGACGGCGGCCUUGCAACAGCAGCAUUUGAGCAGCACUCAGUUCCAGAGCCUGGCCAGCGUUCCACAGGCAAACCUGUCAGGUGGGAGGCAGUGUGCAUCCCCCAAUGGCAGUGUCACUCAGCAGUCAAGCAUGUCAGAGACCUCGAUUAAUCUUUCUGCUUCUCCUACACCUGCGCAGCUAAUAAGCCGUUCACAGACCUCGAACAGCAGCAGCAGCAGUCUGACCCAACAGACCAUGCUACUGGGGAGCACCUCCCCUACUCUGACUGCAAGCCAGGCUCAGAUGUACCUACGUGCUCAAAUGCUGAUUUUUACACCUGCUACCACUGUGGCGGCUGUCCAGUCUGACAUCCCUGUUGUCUCAUCGUCCUCUUCGUUCCCCUGUCAGUCUGCAGCUACUCAGGUUCAGAAUUUGACGCUGCGCAGCCAGAAGUUGGGUGUGCUGUCCAGUUCACAGAACGGCUCCCCAAAAAGCAGCAGUCAAGCCCAGGCAUUGGCUGUGUGUCCUAACAAACCUAUAACCAGUACCAAAGCCAGCCAGUCAGAUCCUCUAGAAAGUAAAAGAAAAGGAGACAGUCCGACUGCGGAGCCUCGAAGUCCGGCUGUCACGCGAACAUCAAGCAUUCAUCAGCUCAUAGCACCAGCUUCCUAUUCUCCGGUUCAACCUCAUCCUCUAUUAAAGCAUCAGCAAUCCCCUGUUCACUCCCCGCCUUCAAAAAUGUCCCACCAUCAGCUGAUCUUCCAACAGCAGCAAGUCCAACCAAUCACGCUCCAGCUUCCUCCCAGCCAGGAACCGUCCCCCUCGCAGCACUGUGUGCCGCUCCCAGGCCACGCCCUCCCUCCACCUCCCAGCAGUGCCCCGUCACCACAUUGUGCACCUGCUCAGAUCCAUCCCCCUCCUCCAACACUGUCUCCACCUCCACUCCUGCCUUCGCAGCAAUCGGUGGUGGUCUCCCCUCCGCCUCCUCCUUCGCCCAGCCAGUCGCCCACAAUCAUUAUCCACCCACAGGCUCUCAUCCAGUCACAACCGCAUCCUUUGGCGGCGGCAGUGCUUCAAUCCGAGCAGAACCCGGUGCAGACUGGCGACAGUUCGACAGAACCUGCGUCGCAGCCUGUUAAUCUUCCGUCCCAGCUCCCACCUUCCCCGAUAGCCCACGUCGGAGCUGCAGGUCAGCCUGCUGCGGUGUCCUCAAGCCACCAGAUGACCUCUCCGACGCCACACCAGCAAUAUCCGGUUUUGCAGCCCACGCCGAUCUCGGUGGCAACUUCUCCACGGCUGUCAGCAUCUCCGGCCCAUCAUCAACCACUCCCUCUUCCGCCUGUGCCGUCUUUACAGCCCGAGAUUUUGUCCCAGGGCCAGGUGUUGGUGCAGAAUACGUUGGUUUCUGAGGAGGAGCUACCUGCUGCUGAAGCUUUGGUCCAGUUGCCAUUUCAGACUCUUCCUCCUCCCCAGACAGUUGCAGUAAACCUUCAAGUACAACCAGCAGUACCUGUUGAGACCCCAGUGUACAGACCCCAUCUGAAGUCUUUUAGGAUUUAUCAAGUGGAGGAUAUGUGUGAGGAAGAGAUGCCGGAGGAAUCCGAAUGUGUCCGCAUGGCGAGGACCCCGACCCCACCAACCUUGUCGCCACCAGCCAUCACCUUACACAACAGAGACGAGCUUACAUAUGAGGAGCCUUUUUCAGAACAAGAGGGACAUUCUUCAGUGGCCUCAUCAGUCAGCGCUUCUGUAAUUAAAUCACCAUCAGACCCUUCACAUGCCUCUAUUCCACUACCACCUCUUUUGCUUCCGGCAGUCGCGACCAGGAGUAACAGCGCAUCAAUGGCCAAUAGGAACCCUAGCGUAGAAAACAAGCCUCCACAGGCUAUCGUUAAGCCACAAAUCCUGACCCAUGUUAUUGAGGGCUUUGUGAUCCAAGAGGGGUUAGAACCAUUUCCUGUAAGUUGUUCAUCUCUUCUGGUUGAUCAGCCUCCCAAAAAAAGACUCCUGGUGGAGGGCCAGGUGAUGAAUGUCAUGUGUGUUGAGCCCGAGCGACAGAACAAUGCAAAACAUGCCGAUAAUUCCUCAGAUACUGAGGUGGAGGACAUGAUCACUGAAGAGGGACUAGACGAAAUGGAAACUGAUCUCCUUAAGUGCGAGUUUUGUGGGAAAAUGGGGUACGCAAACAAGUUUCUGCGGUCAAAGCGCUUCUGCACCAUGUCCUGUGCCAAAAGGUACAACGUCAGCUGCAGUAAGAAAUUUGGAUUGUACGCAUCAGACAAGAGCAGCCGUUGGAGCCGGAGCCCAGAUAGCCAAAGCCUGAGCCGACGCGGGCGUCGGCCCAGCGGCUCUGACGGAUCUUCAAGAGAGCACUUCCUUAGACAGCUUCCGAUUACUUAUCCAUCUGCAGAAGAAGACUUGGCUUCUCAGGAGGACAGUGUGCCGGUCGCUAUGACCACUCGCCUGCGACGGCAAAGUGAGAGGGAAAGAGAGCGUGAACUUAGAGAGCUGAGGAUUAGGAAGAAGACAGACAGCAUGGAUCUGUUACCAGCGGUGCAAUCUGACCCAUCCCUGUGGACAGUUGAAGAUGUUUGGGGCUUCAUACAUUCUUUGCCUGGUUGUCAGGAUAUUGCUGAUGAAUUUCGAGCCCAGGAGAUCGACGGGCAGGCUCUUCUGUUAUUAAAAGAGGAUCAUCUCAUGAGUGCAAUGAAUAUUAAGCUAGGACCGGCACUGAAGAUUUGUGCACGGAUCAAUUCCUUGAAGCAAUCAUAGUGGAGAACUGAGGUUUAAACAGCGGCUUCCACCAGAUG